CGGCCAUAAAACACCAUCUCUUCUGACUCCGCCGCAUCGUCUCCCCAAUCUUUUUGGCGGGAGAGCACCACAGCGCCGCCUCCACUUCCCGCGCAAUUCGCAAGAGAAGAGCCAUGGACGGCGGGUCCUCCACGGCGGCGAGGUCGUCGGCGGCGGAGAUGGAGGAGCACCAGAACUGGAAGAAGAACGCGCCGGUGCUCUACGACCUCGUCAUCUCCCAGCCGCUCGAGUGGCCGUCGCUCACCGUCCAGUGGCUCCCCUCCCACUCCCGGUCGCCGGGCUCCGCCCGCUCCCACCGCCUCGUCCUCGGCACCCACACCUCCGACGAGACGCCCAACCACCUCCUACUCGCCGACGCCGCCCUCCCGCUCCCGCCCCGCCUGGCGGCGGCGGCCGCGGCGGCGGGCGGUGCCGUCCCGGCCCCGUCCGUGUCCAUCUCCCGCUCGGUGCCGCACAAGGGCGAGGUCAACCGCGCCCGCUGCAUGCCGCAGAGGCCGUACACGGUGGCUACCAAGACCUGCGUGGAUGAGGUGCACGUGUACCAUCUUGGCGACGGCGGCGAGAAGGGCGGCGCCGAUGUGGUGCUCAGGGGGCAUGAAGCGGAGGGGUAUGGGCUGGCGUGGAGUCCGAUGAAGGAGGGGUUGCUGCUGAGCGGCUCGUAUGAUAAGAAGAUUUGCCUUUGGGAUCUCGCUGCUGGGAGUGGAGCUUCGUCUCUGGAUGCACAUCAUGUGUUCGAGGCUCAUGACGAUGUUGUUGAAGAUGUUGCAUGGCACCUGAAAGAUGAAAACCUAUUUGGAUCUGCUGGGGAUGACUGCAAGCUGAUGAUGUGGGACUUGCGUACUAAUAAACCAGGACAAUCUAUAGUAGCACACCAAAAAGAAGUAAACUCUUUGUCCUUCAAUCCGUUUAAUGAGUGGAUCUUGGCUUCAGCAUCUGGAGAUGCAACUAUUAAGCUAUUUGACUUGCGAAAACUGUCAAGAAGCCUGCAUGUAUUCGACAGCCAUGAGGGAGAGGUUUUUCAGGUUGAGUGGAAUCCUAAUUUGGAGACUGUGUUAGCAUCCUCAGCUGCAGACAAAAGGGUGAUGAUAUGGGAUGUUAGCAGGAUCGGAGACGAGCAGGCAGAGGAGGAUGCAAACGAUGGUCCACCGGAGCUGCUGUUCGUGCAUGGAGGCCACACAGCCAAGAUAUCAGAGUUGUCGUGGAACCCCACCCAGAAAUGGGUCAUGGCCAGCGUGGCCGAGGAUAACAUCCUGCAGAUCUGGGAGAUGGCAGAAAGCAUAUACUGUGAUGACAAUUAUCUCCAUGACAAUGAUGAUGACUCGUGCCCAGCCACAUAAGGACCUGGCCAACUUCCCUAUUCUGUUUCUGUUGCGUCUUUGGAUAGCUUGGUUGGAUUGAUCAUAUAUUCAGUUAGUAACCUCUAGUAGGCUUUGAGAUGCUGUUGUUUAAUCAGCUUUCGUUUUCGUUUGACACCUCCAAUCCAAGGAUGGAACAUCUUGAUGUAGAAUGUCCAACUAUUUACUACUGUAUGCCUUGCCUUGCCUCCACUAAUUGAUCUUUGGCCUGGUUGCUGUC
Oryza sativa Japonica Group (Japanese rice) is the source of this 1575-nucleotide messenger RNA. Its product is annotated as WD-40 repeat-containing protein MSI3. The record is from RefSeq and is a predicted model, not a curated record. Lineage: Eukaryota; Viridiplantae; Streptophyta; Magnoliopsida; Poales; Poaceae. Gene Ontology annotation, cellular component: nucleus. Gene Ontology annotation, molecular function: histone binding; nucleosome binding. Gene Ontology annotation, biological process: regulation of DNA-templated transcription; chromatin remodeling.